AUGGUGAUUGGUGGACAUGGUGAUAGUGCACCAAUAAUGGUAAAUUGGUGUGAUUGGUGCAGUUGGCGCAAUUUUAACCAUUUGUGGAAUUGGCGAAUGGUGGAUGGUCGAAUUGGCGAAUGGUGCAAUUCACCAAUUGGUGUAGUUGGUGCAAUUUCACCAAUUGGUGUAGUUGGUGCAAUUUCACCAAUUGGUGUAGUUGGUGCAAUUUCACCAAUUGGUGUAGUUGGUGCAAUUUCACCAAUUGGUGUAGUUGGUGCAAUUUCACCAAUUGGUGCAAUUGGUGCACCAAUGACCAAAUAUACCAAUCACACCAAUUGGCGAAUUCCACCAUCACCAUUCGCCAAUUCCACCAUCCACCAAUUCAACAAAUUCCACCAAUGGUUAAAAUUGCGCCAACUGCACCAAUCACACCAAUUUACCAUUAUUGGCGCAAUUGGUGUGAUUGGUGCACUAUCACCAUGUCCACCAAUCACCAUCCAAUCACCAUCCAAUAUUCACCAUCUAAGCCAACACCUUAACCAUAUUACAAAACCCCUACUCACCAUGAGUAAAUUGACCAUCGGAGUCGAGUCGAGUCGAAAAAACCAUUCGACUCGACUCGAGUCAUUUUCUAAUCGACUCACCUUUUCGACUAAACGACUCGAGUCGUUAGUCGAGUCGAAAACAGCUGUCUUAUCGACUCCGAGUCGACUUGAGUCGACUUGA
Molecule: messenger RNA, 708 nt
Organism: Caenorhabditis angaria
Lineage: Eukaryota; Metazoa; Nematoda; Chromadorea; Rhabditida; Rhabditidae
Source: the annotation of a GenBank genome assembly